Messenger RNA from Malassezia globosa CBS 7966, 1047 nucleotides. RefSeq lists its product as uncharacterized. The record is from RefSeq and is a predicted model, not a curated record. NCBI's taxonomy places the organism in Eukaryota, Fungi, Basidiomycota, Malasseziomycetes, Malasseziales, Malasseziaceae. Bases 1 to 1047 code for a protein of 348 amino acids. Gene Ontology annotation, molecular function: cysteine-type deubiquitinase activity. Gene Ontology annotation, biological process: protein deubiquitination. The transcript has a single exon.
AUGGCGCGUACGCAACGCAAGUCCACGACAACGCCACCCAAUGCAAGUCGAGUAUCACGACGACGCGCGCACGCAGCGCCUGAUCCUGAACAAGAUGACCAGGAUCUCAACACACAGCUUCACAAAAUGGGACUCUACGCCGCCGACACACGAGGUGAUGGCAAUUGUCUGUUUCGGUACGUGGACUUUGCAUGUGCACACAUGCAUGCUAAUGAAAGUGCUUUGUCUGAUCAGCUGUAUGGAGAUCCAAAAUAUCACGCACAAAUUCGGCAAGAAACGUGCGACCAACUGGAACAGCAUCCCGACCUGUAUGCAGGCUUCGUGGAGACUGGCAGUACUUAUGAACAGUAUGUGCGUCAGAUGCGAUUGCCUGGGACCUACGGAGGUCACUUGGAACUAUCGGCGUUUGCGCACCUGAAACAGAAACGAAUCCGGAUCGUCCAGCCCGGAUUUGUCUACGUCGUGGCAUGUGAUGACGACUCGUACUCGGCGCGCUCAUCACGCGCGCGUCGAGAGCGGCACCGCAGGCAUGUUCUGACAAGCGACACAAUCGAUACCCCAUCCGCCAAAAAGAAAAGUCACAUCGCCGAGCCUGAAUGUGUGGGACCAUUGCAUCUUGCCUAUCACAGCUGGGAGCACUACAGCUCGCUACGUUCUCUGCAAGGUCCACACAAGGGACACCCUUGUAUUCCCGACAGCAUGUCAGAGAGUCACGAACGCGAUGCAUUCAAGCCGGAUGCUGAAGCUGAGCGUCUCGUGUGCCUGAGUGUGCCCGGACAUUCACGACGCACAGUGCGCCGCCUCCUGCAGGAGCACAAUGGUGCUUGGGAAGAUGUUGUCGAGGAGCUGAUUCGCCGCGAUGCAGAUGGAGAGUCAGACACCUCCGCGCACUCAGAGUCGCAGACAAGCAGUGACGACGAAAAUGAGCGCAGACGCAAGCGUCCGCUGCGCACACAAGACCGUCGGCAUCAAACGAAUGGCAAAGAUACCCAAACCAACUCUUCCUCACCGCGGCACACUACUGGCAUUCGCGAACUAAUGAUAUAG